AUGACGGGAUGCAAGAUCUUAAUGUUCAUAGGUGGUUUGUUUUUCCUCGUGGGUGCGCUGUUGAAUGCUUUUGCCAUCAAUAUUGAAGUGCUUAUCAUAGGUCGUUUAUUGCUUGGUUUUGGUGUUGGAUAUUGUAAUCAGUCUAUACCUAUGUAUUUGUUUGAAAUGGCCCCAACAACAAUAAGAGGUGCACUCAAUAUUGGAUUUCAAAUGAUGAUCACAAUUGGCAUCUUAAUUGCAAACCUUAUCAACUAUGAGACUUCCAAACUAGAAUAUGGUUUUGAUAACAAUACUUCCCUUAUGUCUUUGGUUAUCAUUGGAGGUGUUAAUGUGGUUGCCACUUUUGUUUCCAUUUUCUCCGUGGACAAGUUUGGAAGAAGGAUGUUGUUCCUCGAAGGUGACAUUCAAAUACUUAUUUGUCAGCUUGUUGUUGGAACCAUGAUUGAUAUGAAGUUUGGAGUGAGUGGUGAAGACUCGUUUACCUAUGGAGAAGCUAGUCUCCUCUUAUUCUUCAUAUGUGCAUAUGUUGCAACAUAUGCAUGGUCUUGGGGUCCACUAGGGUGGUUGGUUCCUAGUGAAAUAUGUUCUUUUGAGGUUCGACCUUCUGGUCAAGGGACCAAUGUUGCUAUAAACAUGUUCUUCACCUUUGUUAUUGCUCAAAAUUUUCUAACCAUGCUUUGUCACUUGAAGUUUGACAUUUUCUUCUUCUUUGCUGGAUUUGUGUUCAUCAUGACCAUUUUUGUUGCCUUGUUCUGA
Sphenostylis stenocarpa is the source of this 756-nucleotide messenger RNA. NCBI's taxonomy places the organism in Eukaryota, Viridiplantae, Streptophyta, Magnoliopsida, Fabales, Fabaceae. The record is from the annotation of a GenBank genome assembly.